UUUGUCACUUCUCCAGGAAUGUUUUUUUCAAAAUGGAAAUGACAGGAAGUGAUGAUGGAGCUGGAAAGGAAAGGUCCCUCAAGUCCCACAGUGAGGCUGACGAUAAUUCCAGUUCGUCAAGUUAUUUGGAUAAUCAAACCCCUCGAAACCCGGUCAGCACUCCGCAUCCUGAACUUUUAGAUGGUGAAACUUUGGCAGCAGAAGCGUCGGGUGUGCUGAAAUAUUUCCCGUUGUCGGACAACAAGAGUGGCGUGUCUGGAACGUUGUUCGUUACUACAUUCAAAUUAUCUUUCCAAGCCCCGACGGACGCUUCUCAAGAAUCUGAGGUUUCAAGAGACGCCAUUGUUAGUCGGUUGCUCCGAGCGAAUGAAAUAUGCGUCGCAAACAUCGACAGUUUGUAUUUGGUGUCAGAAGACGGGCGUCGACGGCGACUAUCGAAUCAGGUGACGGAUACUGCAAAAAUCGAUGUGCUAGAGGUGCAUUGCAAGGACUUCCGUGUAGUGACUUUCGGAUUCAAGUUCUGCUCGCUGGGCGACAUCAAGAAAGUGACGAACGCGCUUCUCCGCCACGGAUUCCCGCAACGCAUCGAGCUCAUGUUCGCGUUCGACUGCAAACUGAAGGCGGUGCCAUCUGUUGAACGCACGAGAACCUUUUACGAAGUGGGCGACUGGCAUCAGGAGAUGCGAAGGACCAAGUCCACGGGUUGGCGAGUGUCUUACGUGAACGAGCACUUCCAAGUGUGUUACUCCUUGCCCAAGUACCUGAUCGUGCCGCAGAGCUGUCCCGACAUUGAUCUCUCCUACGCUGCCCCGCAUUACAAUAAGAAUCGUCUUCCGGUUUGGGUGUGGGGUACCCCCGAUGGAGCUGCUCUGGUUCACUCUGCGAAGCCCGCAUUUGAGAACAGCGCCUUCGACAGUGCGAUGAAAAAUUUCAUCCGCCUGAGUCAUCCUAAGGCGGAUAAAACUUCAGUUGAAGUGAUCGAUUUGGAUGAAGUGUUGCCUUCAUGUGCGGAGCUUCAAGAUGCCUACGUAAAAUGGAGAAGCGUUCACGUGCCUUGUUCGAUGGCUGAAUUCGAAGAGGGCGACAACAGGUACCUGGCUGACAUGAAUGCGAGUCAAUGGCUUCAUUACGUGUCGAGAUUUUUGCGGGAAGCGUGUCGAAUUGUCAGGCUGAUGUGCGUUGAAAAUCGCACAGUGCUACUGCAAGAAGGAGAUGGUCGAGACACGUGCCUCCUGGUGAGCAGCCUGGUGCAAAUCUUGGCUGACCCGUCGUUUAGAACCCGGAUCGGCUUCCAGGAACUGGUCCAGAAAGAAUGGGUCACUUUGGGCCACCCGUUCUGUAGUCGUGGGGCGGUGCAGUCGAAUCAGACUCCGUCCGUCGUCCCUACGGCGACUAAUUUCCGCUCUGAGCACUCCCGCCAAAGUCCAGUUUUCCUGGUGUUCUUGGACUGCGUCUGGCAAAUUCUUUGGCAGUAUCCGAAAGAAUUCGAAUUCACCCAGACAUUCCUGACGGCGAUUUGGGAUUCCUUGCACGUUUCGAUAUUUGAUACAUUUUUGUUUGACUGCGUCAAAGACCGGGAAACUGCGUUCCAGGCAGAUGUGGAUCGUCUGACACCACGAAGUGUGUGGUCCUGGGAAAUGCAAUAUGAACCGCACCACGUGAACAUCUUCGACAGUCCGAGGACGCAAUUGAAGAGAUAUUUGCAGAAAUGGAAAUGGAUCGCUGACAAUGCGGAUUCCGACGAUGCUUGUCCCCAAGUACCCAUGCGGAAGAAGAACGGGACCGGCCAGAGGAAUGAAGCCCCAGCCAUGGACCGAGAAGAGCGGAUGAGUAAAUCCCGAAGCAUCCCGGGCGGGCAUUUGGCCGCCGCCGUUUUCAAUCGCAUCUUCCGCGGCGACCUCAGCAUGACGAACAAUAACCUGGACUCUUUCACCUGGGAACGGAACCUGGCCAAGGCCCUGGAAGAAGCUGCUCGUCUCCAACUCGAUAUGAAAUCCUGGGCGACGAGAAGCGACUACGUCAGAGAUUUACGCAUUGGCCGCGAACCCAAGACCGCGGGCGUGUGUUUGGAGUCGUGGGAUUCUCCUCGCAGUCGCACUCUUCAUCCCACCUACAGAUUGAGUCAGUUGAGGAUCUGGAACGAGUUGUAUCUCCGAUGGUUGCCUGCUGCGCAUAUUCGAUACGGCGGUGAAGAUGCUUUCAGGCAUCAAACCGAAACCGUGCUUCUAAACGACAUCGUUGACAUGUACGACCAGUUGGUGAAGUUGAGGGGCGGAAGUUAUUCUGCCGGGAAGGCCGAAGAACCCGCGGCAGAAGACGACUUUUUGUCGCGAAGGUUCUCGAAAUUUCUACGCAUCGAAAGUCUCGUUUCUUCUUAUCCGUAUUCCUCGGAACGAGACGUGGACCAUCAGCAGCAGCAGGGCUCCAACGGUUUCGGCAAUAACGGCUCGCAGUUCACCCGGCACUAUUCCAAUGACGACAUGCUGGACAGUCAGUCGCUCUGCGAAGGCGAUGGUGACGACGACCUCGCUUGAGCAUACUUGCUGAUUUCAUCAGCUGCGUGGUAAUUCAAUCUUUGAUGCUACACAUUUAAAAAAAAAUUUAUUUAUUUGGCGUGGGUGUGAAUUUUGAUCUAGUCGUGUUUUGGCAAUUUUGUGAAGAUGCGAGUGUUUAUUCUGGGUUCAGCGAGAACGUUCUUCUUUUUUUAUGUGUGUGAUAGGGGUUUGAAUGACCUGGUCAAUGAUGAAAUACUUAAAAUAGUACCGUACUGAAGUUCAACGUUUAUUUUGGCUUUCGAACGAUGUUGAUGGUUAAUCGAACGAUGUUUUUUGGUAACAAAAGUUGGAUUCAUGCGUUUCAGCUUCGUCAUGAUGGAAGUGAAUACUUUUUUUUUUAGAGGAUUUAAAUUUGUGUUUUUCAAAGGGUUCAAUACGUUGAAUAGUUCUGAAGUUCCCGCGAUUAUUUUGGUUUUCCAUUCAUGAUUGGUAUGCGGAUAAGACUUCAAAAAGUUCGAUUCAUGCGUUUCAACGUUUUUAUGAGUGAGUUAAAUUUGUUUCCUAGAAAUGAUUUAAACAUUUCUCGGUGUGUGAAAUACGUUGAAUAAAACUAAAAUUUCCGCGUUUAUUUUGGCUUAUAUAGAUUAUUGGUAAAAAAAAAACGAUCAUAUUGGGAAUGAAAGUUGGAUUCAUGCGUUUCAGCGUCAUUAUAAUUGAAGGAAUUGUUUUUUUGAAGGAUUCGAAAAUUAUUUCUCCAAGAUUAUCUUGGUAGAAAUCUUUGAACUACUACAUUGAAGUUUGAAUUCCAUUACUGUAUUUCGCAAUGAUGAUCGGUGAACGAACGAUCAUUUUGGGAACAAAAAUUCGACUCAUGCGUUUUAGCGUCGUUUUAAUCAAGUUGAAGGAUUUUUUUCAAUGAUCCAAAAAAUAUAUCUCGAAGUAUGUCUUAGAAUUUUUUUCAAGUACAGCAUUGUUUUCGUGCAAUUAUUUCACGACUAUUUUGGUUUUGUGGUAAGCAUUUUAAGUACGUGAGAUCAAACAAAGAUAUUUGAAUGAUGUACCAAAUUUCGUCAGCUUUAAUUAGUGAUUUGAAAUCCUCACAGAUGAGGCAACAUGUGGAAAUGAACAUGAGAAAAAUCGCAAUAUUUUUUUCGCGCUUUUUAGCUUCAGAACUUUUUUUUUAAUGCUGUUCAUCAAAUCAAACUUUUUCUUUUGGCUUUGAAAGGGUGUUAUUGAAAAUGUAGUAUGUUAUAAAAGCCCAAUGGAAGUUGGAGGGAUUGGAUGAUUAGUGAGAUAGUGCUUUGUGCAUGGGUGAUGAAGUUUGAGUAUACGCCACUUUUGUUGGUGUUUUGCGAGUGUUUUUCUUGAGAUAUUAGCAAAAGAGUUUAUUUUACAAAUUCCCACUUUUUCAUUCAGUUAUCUUCGCAAUACUUGUAUGAAAGUUUUGCGCUGUGGCUGUGGGAUAUUACUGUACUGCAAUCUUAAGAAAUGAAAUACCUGCCUUUGAUUCAAAUUUAGAAAUGAAAUUUACUUCAAAUGGAAACGCUAAUGGGAUUUUGUGUUUUCAGCGCGCUGAUUGUGCAGUUCUCAAUUUUCGUGAUGUAAUUGAGAAAAUGAAAUUUUCUUGAGGGA
Notodromas monacha is the source of this 4127-nucleotide messenger RNA. The record is from the annotation of a GenBank genome assembly. NCBI's taxonomy places the organism in Eukaryota, Metazoa, Arthropoda, Ostracoda, Podocopida, Cyprididae.